Molecule: messenger RNA, 892 nt
Organism: Corticium candelabrum
Lineage: Eukaryota; Metazoa; Porifera; Homoscleromorpha; Homosclerophorida; Plakinidae
Product: protein unc-119 homolog B-like
Exons: 4
Coding region: 35-694 (219 amino acids)
Biological process (GO): cilium assembly; lipoprotein transport; nervous system development
Cellular component (GO): cilium
Molecular function (GO): lipid binding
Source: RefSeq, a predicted model, not a curated record
GGCAGACUUGUUGAGUUCGUAAUUGAACGUGGUUAUGAGCGCGAAGUCGGACAAGAAGGGAGGCAGCUCGUUUCUUGCUCGUCAGAAGGCGAAACGGGCCGUCACAGAGGACGACCUGCUAAAGAAGGAAACGAUUAGUCCCGAGGAUGUCUCCAAAUUGAACCGAAUGACAAAGAAUUAUUUGUGUCGUCGUGAAGACAACGUGUACGGCGUUGAGUUCACAAGAUUCAAGAUUCGCGACAUGGGGAACGGAGAGCAGCUCUUCGAAGUCGCCAAACCCCCGGAUGGUGAUGUCGACAAACCGAGUCCCGACGACCCGAAUGCCGGCCGGUAUGUGCAGUACGAGUUUCCACCCGAUUUUCUGAGACUGAAACAAGUCGGAGCUACGGUAGAGUUCACUGUCAAGGAUAGACCAAUGAACAAAUUCCGGAUGAUAGAGCGACACUACUUCAAAGACAAAGUCUUAAAGACGUUCGAUUUUGACUUUGGUUUUUGCAUUCCCAACAGCACAAACACGUGUGAACACAUCUACGACUUUCCUCACUUGUCGGAAUCGCAAAUCAAAGAAAUGGUGGAGUGUCCGUAUGAAACACAAUCAGACAGUUUCUAUUUCGUUGAUGAUAAAUUGAUCAUGCACAAUAAGGCCUAUUUUUCAUACAGAGGUGGUUUAGAGGCUGGCACUGAACAGUCAUAGCAAGUAUUUUGGGUAUUGUAGUUUGCUGGGAAGGACUGAUGGAGUUAUUGGGUUUUGUGCACAUUUUGACAGUUGAGCUUGGUAUAGUUAUACUUGUCAGGGUGUAUCAAUUGCGUUUGAUGUGCUCUGUGCGUGUACAGCACUGUAGUAGACUAUAGUAGACUGAUAACUUGUGGUAAUUACAAGGUACAUAUUUUA